Messenger RNA from Ziziphus jujuba (common jujube), 10440 nucleotides. RefSeq lists its product as uncharacterized. Bases 223 to 9921 code for a protein of 3232 amino acids. Gene Ontology annotation, cellular component: cytoplasm. The record is from RefSeq and is a predicted model, not a curated record. The transcript has 26 exons. NCBI's taxonomy places the organism in Eukaryota, Viridiplantae, Streptophyta, Magnoliopsida, Rosales, Rhamnaceae.
UCCAAUUUGAUAUUUUUUCCCCCAAAACAAACAUUUUUAGGAAAUCCUGCCAUUUUUUUCAGAGACUGACACACAGAAGCUAAGUCCCAAGAUUACCCUUCAACCAUAUCCGACGGCUAUUCCAUACCCGUACCCGUACCCGUUUCACAGUCGGGUACAGUUGGCGUGAAUGGCGAGUCCAUCCAUGUAAACAUAAACAGGUAAAGGAGGGAAAAAGGAUCAAUGGAUUUGCCUUUGCGCGGUGAAGGACCUGCAAUACUACAGUUGCAGCGAUGGGGUCCUUCUCAUCCCCAACUCAACCUUUCCGAGUUUCGUGAAGCUUUCAUUUCCCCUACAAGGGAGCUUCUUUUGCUGCUUUCAACUCGCCGUGAAGCAUUGUUGCUUCCUCUUAUCACAGCUGGUUCAGGAGCUUCCAGCUCACAAGCUUUGGUUUUGCCAAAUGGGUUAGAAGAUUCAAGAAUGGAUGAUCUACCAUGCUCUUCUGGGUCUUCUGGGUCGGUAGUGGAUGAUUUUGAUAACAGUUUCUUUUUUAAAAAUGAAACAUCCGGAUGUAAAAGUUAUCCCUAUGUUGGUGAUGUAGAAUCUCUAGCUUGGGGUGUUUGUGGUGAUACUUACAAUCUGCAUCAGGAUGCUUUGUUUAGAGAAUUUUUGUUUGUAUCUGGCAACCAUGGUGUAACGGUACAUGCAUUUUGUAAACCCAAUAUAAACAAUGCAAGAAGUGGAAUUGAAUCGGAGAAGAAUGAGUUUGGGCAAGGAAGGUGGGUGGAGUGGGGGCCUUGUGCUACAUUAGUUCGAGAUGAGGAGUCAUGUAGUGAAACACGUAGAAACGUAGAGGAUGUAAAAGUGGUUAACGGAAAUAGUGAGAUCCGAAACAAUGUUGUGAAUGCGAGUGGGAAGGAUGAUUUAUCAAGAGGUAUUGAUUCCAAGAGAUGGAUGCAAACUUUCUUCACAGAAGUUGAAGAUAUCGAAACUGGUGGUAAAGUAUGGACCAGAUUUCCUCAGAAGUCAUCAUAUCCUUGCUCUGCAAAGGUUGUUUCCUUUAGCAUUUUUAAUAGUAAUUCACCUUUUAGAGACUUCCUAUCUCAGUGCAACUCUUUGUCAAAUAAGGAGCCUUUUCAGGAAGCUAUACAUGAUUCAGACGAUGAUCCAUCUACCAAUUCAGAGUUACCUUCUUCUGGUUCGAAUUUUUGCCCUAAGAUUUUGUCUACUGUUUUUGGUGUUGCGAUGAACAGUUUAUACAAAUGCUCCAGAGUUUUUUCCAGCAAUUCGCAUUACUGUAUUGGAUUUGUUUUGACGUUGGUGGAUCCAGUAUCUAGCAGUAACAGUGAUGGAAGUGAAAGGAGCAUGUACAAAAAUGUAGUCCUUGUUGCUAGGUUAGACAAUUGGGGAAUUCAGUGGGUUUGCUCAAUUAAGCUUGAGGAAAAUCUAAAUGUUGGCCCACUGGUUGAGUGGACGGACUUUUGUUUUUCUGAAAAUCUUCUUGUUUGUCUUAAUGCCUCAGGCUUAAUUGUUUUUUAUUCUGCAACGUCAGGUGAGUUUGUUGGACAGUUAGAUGUUCUACAGAAUUUUGGCCUCAAGCGUCAGUCUUAUUUUCUGGAGAAAAGCAAAUUGUCUGUAUUUGCUGACAGAAAAAGUAUACAAGUUGAUGAGGUCCAGGAUAGUUCAACUUCUCAAUUUGGCAAUUGUUGUGGUAGAAGAAUUUUUAGUAGAUUGAUGAGUGCUUUGCAUACUUCCCUCUUAGCUGUGGUUGAUGAAUAUGGUGCAAUAUAUGUGAUAUGUGCUGGUGACUAUUUGGUGGAAGAAUGUCAUACCAAUGAGCUGCUUCCGCAUUAUAAGCGACUUGGACUUGGGAUGCUGGUUGGUUGGGAGGUUGGUGGUUCUGACAUUGGUUGCCAAAGAAUGUAUCCUGGUUUUGAUGGUUAUUUCAAUUAUGAUGGUUAUUUCAAUUAUAGCACGUCAUCCAUGAGUAAAGGGCAUUUUCCUUACUUGAAUGAUAGUGGAAGUAAUCCACUUCAGAAAUUUCAAGAGGGAAACAUUCGUGGAAAAGGGAAGCAAUACUCAUUUUUAAGUGGUUUUUCUGCUAGUUCAGAGAUAAAUCAGAUGUUUCACAGUGCUGAUGUAAAGUCUCACCUUUUGCGCAAAAUAUUUCUUCCCAUGUAUAAAUUCAGUGGGGAUGAUUCUAUUUGCUUUUCUCCAUUUGGAAUUACUCGGCUCCGUAGGAAGCACAACAUGAAGGAUCAGAAGGGUUCUCAAAUUGUCCAUUUUAAUCUUCGUGCAGAGUUAGCAGUCUGUGAUGAUAGCUGCUUGAAUAGUGGGUGUGAGAUGUUUUACCUCCAGGGGAGGGAUGUUUUCAUUGGAGAUGCAAUUGGUUGCACUUUCCAGGGUUGUUUUUAUUUGGUGACAGAAGGUGGUCUUUCGGUGGUUCUUCCCUCUGUUUCAGUAUCUUCAAAUUUCUUUCCUGUUGAGUCAAUUGGAUAUCGGCAUUCAAGUAACCAUUCAGGCACUGGAUAUCAACUAAAAGACAACUUGGAAUUGAAAGAUUUCAAACAACCAUGGUUGCCAUGGAAUAUUGAGGUUUUGGACAGAGUUCUUCUGUAUGGAAGUACUGAAGAAGCAGACCACCUGUGUCGGGAAAAUGGGUGGAACUUGAAAAUCUCUCGGAUCCGUAGGUUGCAGUUGGCUUUGCACUAUCUGAAAUUUGAUGAAAUAGAGCUAUCUUUGGAAAUGCUUGUAGGUGUCAAUUUGGCAGAAGAAGGUAUCUUGAGAAUGCUCUUUGCUGCUGUUUAUCUUAUGCUAUUUAAAGUUGGCAGUGAGAACGAUGUUUCUGCUGCUUCAAGGCUUCUUGUGUUGGCUGCUCGCUUUGCGACCAAAAUGAUUCGUAAAUAUGGGUUGCUGCAGUAUAAUGGUUAUCCACAAGGAGGGAGGCAACUACUUUCUCUUCCAUCAGUUUUACCAGAUAAAGUACAAACUGAAGUGCAAAAUUCACAAAGGCUUCAAGAGAUGGCUCAUUUUUUGGAAAUUAUUCGGAAUCUGCAAUCUCGACUAAGUUCUAAGUUUAAGAGGCCAGGCCAAGGAUCGGUGGAUGGUGGAGAGGCAUCAAGGUUGGUGGAUGCAGAUUUAUCACAGGAUGAACCUGAACUUUCAAUUGUUUCAGUGGACACCUCAUCUUUGGAGACACCAGACCAGCAUGAGAUUUCUUUUCCUGCAUCUGCUGGCAGUGCUAAUUAUGCUGAGAAUCUUGUUUUAACCCCUGUGGAACCCAAAUCCCACUUUGACCCAGAGGAUUUGAGUGAAGUAUCUGCUUUUGUGCCUCGUGGGGGACUCUUGGAAAAUCCCAAAGAGAUGUUUGUACGCUGGAAGAUAGAUAAUUUGGACCUUAAAACAGUGGUCAAUGAUGCUUUGCUGUCUGGACGUCUCCCUUUAGCAGUCCUUCAACUGCAUCUUCAUCGUUCAAGGGGAUUGGUUUCUGAUAAAGAGCCUCAUGAUACUUUCAUGGAAGUUCGUGACAUUGGAAGAGCUAUUGCAUAUGACCUAUUUUUGAAGGGUGAAACUGGGCUUGCUGUGGCAACAUUGCAAAGGCUUGGUGAGGAUGUUGAAACCAGCCUCAAACAGUUAUUGUUUGGCACAGUAAGGAGAUCUCUUCGAGCGCAACUCACCGAGGAGAUGAAAAGAUAUGGUUACCUGGUACCGUAUGAGUUGAAGAUAUUAGAUACGAUAUCACUCAUUGAGAGGCUCUAUCCGAGCAGUAGUUUCUGGAAAACAUUUAUCGGACGGCAGAAAGAAUACAUGAGGGUUCCAGCUAGUUCAAAUCCACCAAGAAGAAAUUAUUUGCGACUACUGCAUUCACAUGUUAUCAACAAUUUUACCAUUGAGUGCAAUGAAGUUGAUGGAGUUGUUUUAGGUUCAUGGGCAAAUGUAGAUGAAAAUCCUUUGGUUCCUUUGGCUGAUGAAGGUAAUCCUCAGUCUGGAUACUGGGCUGCAGCUGCUAUCUGGUCUAGUGACUGGGAUCAGAGAACCAUUGAUCGUAUAGUUUUGGAUCAAUCUUCCUUCAUGGGUGUUCAUGUGUUAUGGGAAUCUCAACUUGAAUAUUACAUAUGCCGUAAUGACUGGGCAGAAGUCUCUAAACUCCUGGACCUGAUUCCUGAUGCUAUUUUAGUUGAUGGAAGCCUCCAAGUCAGUUUGGAUGGUCUACACCCUGCUUCAGUUGGAUGUGAAAGGGAAUCUUCUAGUUAUAGCAAUUACUUAUGCUCUCUUGAAGAAUUGGAUGUCGUCUGUAUGGAAGUUCGAGAUGUCAAAGUUUUGAGGUUUGCAGCAAUCAUUAUGAGCUCCACGUGGUUAAAGGUACUAGUGGAGGAGAAGCUUGCUAGGAGGCUUAUUUUUUUGAAGGAGUAUUGGGAAGGCACAGCAGAGAUAGUACCACUUCUGGCCCGUUCAGGCCUAAUUACUGGCAAAUAUAAGAUUCCUUCGGACGUUGAUCUAGUUGAGAGUAUUUCAGAUCUAAAAUCCUUAGAUGGUGGUGUGACAUUUAACUCGGAUUCGAUACAGUCUCUGCGCAAAUUACUUUUGCACCAUUGUGUGAAUUGUAACUUGCCAUACCUUUUGGACCUUUACCUUGAGCACCACGAGUUGGUAGUACAUAAUGAUUCACUAUAUUCAUUGCAGGAUGCUGCAGGAGAUUGUGAAUGGGCAAAAUGGUUGCUCUUAUCUAGGGUUAAGGGUUCUGAGUAUGAUGCAUCAUUUUCAAAUGCUCGCUCAAUAACAUCACAAAACUUAGUUCCAACUGCGAAUCUCAAUGUUCAUGAGAUGGAUGAAAUAAUUCGUACUGUGGAUGACAUUGCGGAAGGAGGUGGAGAACUGGCAGCUUUGGCAACCCUAAUGUAUGCCCCUGCUCCUAUUCAAAAUUGUCUGAGUAGUGGUAGUGUAAAGAGGCAUAGUAGCUCCUCAGCCCAGUGCACACUGGAGAACCUUAAGCCUACCUUGCAGCGAUUCCCUACAUUAUGGCGCACAUUGGUAUCUGCAUGUUUUGGACAAGAUACAACAUAUAGUUAUUAUGGCCCUAAAAAAAAGAAUGCUUUAUUGGAAUAUUUAAAUUGGCGUGACCAUGUCUUCUUCUCCACUGGACGUGAUACUUCACUUCUGCAAAUGCUGCCUUGCUGGUUUCCUAAGUCUGUACGGAGAUUGAUUCAACUUUAUGUCCAGGGUCCUCUUGGAUGGCAAUCAAUACCUGGGAUGCCAAUUGGAGAAACUUUGCUGCACAGAGAGAUUGAUUUUUCUAUAAAUGUUGAUGAACAUGCUGAAAUUGGUGCUAUGUCUUGGGAAGCAACCAUCCAAAAGCACAUUGAAGAGGAACUCUAUGAUCCUGCACUUGAGGAAACUGGGCUUGGGCUUGAGCAUCAGUUGCAUCGUGGACGAGCUCUAUGUGCUUUUAAGCGUCUUCUUACUGUUAGAGUUCAGAAAUUGAAAUCAGAAGGGAAGUCUCGUGCAGCAGAACAUGGACAAAAGAAUGUGCAAUCAGAUGUGCUAACACUUCUUGCACCUAUAACAGAAAGUGAAGAGUCUCUUCUUUCAUCUGUUGUCCCACUUGCUAUUAUGCAUUUUGAGGAUUCAGUAUUGGUUGCGUCAUGCGCUUUUCUCCUAGAGCUUUGUGGUUUAUCUGCAAGCAUGCUCCGUGUGGACAUCGCUGCCUUGAGACGGAUAUCUGCUUAUUACAAAACCACUGAAAACAAUGAGAGUACAAGACAACUUUCACCAAAGAGUUCUGCCUUUCAUGCAGUUUCACGUGAAGGUGAUAUAACAGAAUCUCUAGCACAAGCUCUGGCAGAUGAAUAUCUACACCAGGAUGUUGCAAGCAUUGCUAAACAAAAGGAGAUCCUGAGUUUGCGUAAUGGUAGAAAGUCUUCUCGAGCUCUCAUGCUUGUAUUACAGAAUUUAGAAAAGGUGAGCCUCCCAACCAUGGUGGAUGGAAAGACAUGUGGGGCUUGGCUUUUGAGUGGAAAUGGAGAUGGAAUUGAGUUAAGAUCUCAACAAAAAGCUGCAAGCCAGCACUGGAAUCUAGUUACAGUUUUUUGUCAGAUGCAUCAACUUCCUUUGAGCACAAAAUACCUUGCUGUAUUGGCAAGAGACAAUGAUUGGGUUGGAUAUUUGUCCGAAGCUCAGGUUGGAGGAUAUCCUUUUGACACAGUAAUCCAAGUUGCAUCAAAGGAAUUUAGCGAUCCACAUCUUAGAAUUCAUAUAUUAACAGUUUUGAAAGGCAUGCAGUCGAGGAAAAAAGCUAGCUCUUCUCCAUAUCCAGAUACUACAGAGAAAAGUACUGAAAUUUCCUUUUUAGAUGAAGACAUUUGUAUCCCAGUUGAACUCUUUACAAUUUUAGCAGAGUGUGAGAAGCAGAAAAGUCCUGGAGCAGCCCUUUUGAUGAAAGCCAAGGACUUGUCCUGGUCAAUUUUGGCAAUGAUUGCAUCAUGCUUUCCAGAUGUGUCUCCACUGUCCUGCUUGACAGUGUGGCUGGAAAUAACUGCAGCAAGGGAAACUUCAUCUAUUAAGGUGAAUGAUAUUGCUAGCCAGAUUGCAGAUAAUGUUGGAGCAGCUGUUGAAGCUAGCAAUUCUCUGCCAGCAGGUAGUAGAGCCCUAACAUUUCAUUACAACCGAAGGAAUCCAAAACGUCGGCGUCUUUUGGAGCCCGGGGGGCGGGAUGUAUCUCCUGCCACGGUUUCUGAUAAGUCAACUGGUCAUGUGGUUGAAAAUGUAAUUGCUCAGGAAAUCGUGGUUGAGGAUGAAAGAAGAGUAGACAUUGGUGAACAUAAUAAACUUCAUAGUGACUCGGAUGACGGGCCUGUCUCACUGUCCAAGAUGGUUGCUGUGCUUUGUGAACAACGUUUGUUCCUGCCUUUGCUGAGGGCAUUUGAGAUGUUCCUUCCUUCUUGCUCUCUUUUAUCUUUCAUACGUGCUCUUCAGGCAUUUUCACAAAUGCGUCUCUCUGAAGCAUCAGCACACUUGGGCUCCUUUUCUGCCCGAAUCAAAGAAGAACCAAUCCAUUUACAAGCUAAUAUAGGAAGAGAAGGUCAGAUUGGGACAACAUGGAUAAGUGACACAGCUAUUAAAGCUGCCGAUGCUAUGCUUUCGACUUGCCCAUCUCCUUAUGAAAAGAGAUGUUUGCUACAACUUCUCGCGGCAACUGACUUUGGGGAUGGAGGAUCAGCGGCCACAUAUUACAGACGACUUUAUUGGAAAAUUAAUUUAGCUGAGCCUUCAUUGCGUAAAGAUGAUGUUUUACACCUUGGAAAUGAGACCCUGGAUGAUGCCUCACUUCUAACAGCAUUGGAGAAGAAUAGUCAUUGGGAGCAAGCACGAAACUGGGCUAAGCAGUUGGAAGCCAGUGGUGGACCUUGGAAAUCUGCAGUGCAUCGUGUUACUGAAACUCAGGUUGAAUCUAUGGUAGCUGAAUGGAAGGAGUUCCUAUGGGAUGUUCCAGAGGAGAGAGUGGCUUUAUGGGGCCAUUGCCAGACACUGUUCAUCAGAUAUUCUUUCCCGGCUUUACAGGCUGGUCUAUUUUUCCUCAAACACGCAGAAGCUGUAGAAAAAGAUCUUCCAGCUAGGGAGCUUCAUGAGUUGUUACUGCUUUCUUUACAAUGGUUAAGUGGGAUGAUAACCCUGUCCAACCCAGUUUAUCCGUUGCAUCUUCUGCGAGAAAUUGAGACUAAAGUAUGGCUCUUGGCAGUAGAGUCAGAGGCACAGGUGAAGAGUGAAGGAGAAUUCAGUUUAACCAAUUCCAUCCGUGAUUCAAUUACUAAAAAUAGCUCCAAUAUCAUUGACCGAACUGCGAGUAUAAUCACAAAGAUGGACAAUCAUAUUAAUGCAAUCAGGAAUAGAACGGUCGAGAAACAUGAUGCAAGAGAAAUUAACCCAGUGCAUUACAAGAACCAAUUUGAUGCUAGCUAUUCAACAACAGCAAGUGGGAAUACAAAGGCUAAAAGAAGGGCAAAGGGCUAUGUGUCACUAAGACGUCCACUACUGGACCCGGCAGAUAAAACUGUUGAUUCUGACGAGGUUUCUAGUUCUCACAACAGUAAAAAUGAUGUGCAGUUGCAGGAUGAGAACAUAAGAAUGGAAACGUCUUUUUCUAGGUGGGAAGAAAGGGUUGGACCUGCAGAGCUGGAAAGGGCUGUGCUUUCUUUAUUGGAAUUUGGCCAAAUAACAGCGGCCAAGCAACUCCAACAUAAACUAUCCCCUCAUCUAAUACCUUCAGAAUUCGUACUUGUAGAUGCUGCUUUAAAGCUUGCAGCAAUCUCAGCUCCAAGUGGGCUAGUAUCCAUAUCAAUACUUGAUGAGGAUGUGCGAUCAGUUAUGCAGUCACAUGGUAUACUUACUAACCAGCAUCAGAUGGAACCAAUGCAGGUAUUGGAGAGCUUAGCAACCAUAUUUACUGAAGGUUGUGGCCGUGGGCUAUGUAAGAGAAUAAUAGCAGUUGUAAAAGCUGCAAACGUGCUGGGACUUUCGUUUUCAGAGGCCUUUGAUAAGCAACCAAUUGAAUUACUACAGCUGCUGUCCCUUAAAGCACAAGAAUCAUUUGAAGAGGCAUAUCUCCUUGUGCAGACUCAUUCCAUGCCGGCAGCUAAUAUUGCUCAAAUUCUUGCUGAAUCAUUUCUAAAGGGCUUAUUGGCUGCUCAUCGUGGGGGAUACAUGGAUUCUCAAAAGGAGGAAGGACCUGCUCCCUUAUUGUGGAGGUUUUCAGAUUUCUUGAAGUGGGCGGAGCUUUGCCCUUCUGAACCAGAAAUUGGCCAUGCAUUGAUGCGUAUGGUGAUCACUGGACAAGAAAUACCACAUGCCUGUGAGGUAGAGCUUCUUAUUUUGUCCCACCACUUCUACAAAUCAUCUGCUUGCCUAGAUGGAGUUGAUGUUCUUGUAGCCCUUGCUGCAACUAGGGUGGAAGCUUAUGUUUCUGAAGGAGAUUUUCCAUGUUUGGCUCGCCUCAUAACUGGAGUAGGAAAUUUCCAUGCCCUAAAUUUCAUUCUCGGAAUUCUUAUAGAAAAUGGUCAAUUGGAUCUUCUUCUUCAAAAAUACUCGGCAGCUGCAGAUACAAAUGCUGGUACUGCUGAGGCUGUCAGGGGCUUUCGGAUGGCUGUUCUCACAUCACUCAAGCAUUUCAAUUCCAAUGAUCUUGAUGCAUUUGCAAUGGUCUACAACCACUUUGACAUGAAACAUGAAACCGCUUCUCUUUUAGAGUCCCGAGCUCGACAGUCUUUGGACCAGUGGUUCAGUCGCAAUGAUAAGGACCAGAAUGAAGACCUCUUAGACUCUAUGCGCUAUUUCAUCGAAGCUGCUGAAGUUCACUCUUCCAUUGAUGCUGGCAAUAAGACACGGAGUGCCUGUGCUCAAGCUUCGCUUUUGUCACUUCAAAUUAGAAUGCCUGAUUUCCAGUGGCUUUACCAAUCUGAAACCAAUGCCAGGAGAGCGCUAGUUGAGCAGUCCCGUUUCCAAGAGGCCCUAAUAGUUGCUGAAGCCUAUGGCCUUAACCAGCCUAGUGAGUGGGCUUUGGUACUCUGGAAUCAGAUGCUCAAACCAGAACUACUUGAAGAGUUUGUGGCUGAAUUUGUAGCUGUGCUACCUCUACAGUCUUCAAUGCUUGCUGAUCUAGCAAGAUUUUAUAGGGCUGAGGUGGCAGCUAGAGGGGACCAGUCUCAAUUCUCAGUUUGGCUUACUGGGGGAGGGUUACCUGCAGAAUGGGCUAAAUACUUGGGAAGAUCAUUUAGAUGCUUGUUGAGGAGGACUAGGGAUUUAAGGUUGCGAAUGCAGCUUGCAGUGUUGGCAACUGGGUUUACCGAUGUGAUUGAUGCAUGUUCAAAGGCCUUAGAUAAGGUACCUGAAAAUGCAGGACCUCUUGUGCUGAGGAGAGGACAUGGUGGGGCAUACCUCCCGCUAAUGUGAAUAUUCCUUGCACCGACAUUUAACUGAGUCUCUGAUGAUCAUGAUGAUGACAACAAUGGUGAUGAUAUACUAUGGUGCUUGUAGCUUUUUCUUUUACAAAGAAGUUGCACCAAGAUUUGUUACUUCCCUAAAGGGAAGAAAUUUUGGGUGACAAGGAGGAAAAGUAAGAAAUAAGAAAAAGAAAUAGGAAUAGCAGCAGGAUAUGUGAAUUUUGGGACCAUUAUAAAUUAGUUGAUUUGAAAGAUUUUAUUCUUUUGCAGCAGCUUCAUCGGACAAGCCAGGAGCAGAAAGUUAAAAAAGUUUGAAUAGGAUAUGCGAAUUAGGUCAAGUAGAAGUUUUUGAGGUGGUGAUUUGCUCCCAUUUUUUUUUUUUUUUUUUAAAUUUUCUUUUCCCCUAUUCUUUUAUUGAUGUGUUAAAUUUUGAAUCAAAAUAUCGAAAGGGUGUGUUAAAUUUUGUAGAAAUGUACAAUAUGUCCAUAUUUUUCCUCAAUACAAAGUUCUUGUGCAGGGAUUUCAUUUC